Thrips palmi is the source of this 1047-nucleotide messenger RNA. RefSeq names its product zinc finger protein 239-like. Gene Ontology annotation, molecular function: RNA polymerase II cis-regulatory region sequence-specific DNA binding; DNA-binding transcription activator activity, RNA polymerase II-specific. The transcript is spliced from 4 exons. Gene Ontology annotation, biological process: regulation of transcription by RNA polymerase II. Bases 376 to 1047 code for a protein of 223 amino acids. Gene Ontology annotation, cellular component: nucleus. Lineage: Eukaryota; Metazoa; Arthropoda; Insecta; Thysanoptera; Thripidae. The record is from RefSeq and is a predicted model, not a curated record.
AGGCACGUUGUUACUUAGUUAUUAAUUUUGUUAUUUGACUUGGGAUUCGUAAAAGAAAACUUUGAGAUUGAUCUGUACGCAAUUCUUUUGGAUUUGCUUCCGGUCCCCUCCAGCGGAGUCUUGUCAGCCACACAUUAAAUGGUCGUCCGUAACUAGAGGCAGUGCAGCAGCUCGUGAAAUCACAACGAAAAACCGUUACGCAAGACUUGGAUCGACGUGGUGUACGCCUACACUGUCCUCGUCAGCCUGGCCGUCCAGAGAUGCAGCCCAGUGAUUGAUGGACUGGAGUCACCGCGAGCUUAGACGGACACUCGGAUUCCUGUCAGCCCUGUAACCUGCACUCCAUCGCUCCGAGUCCUCGCUCGUGCACGAAAAAUGCUCGCCAACUGUCCCGUUGGCCUGAAGAGGUCCGAGUCAGGCCUUCACCUUCAAGCUCACAUCGGAACCCGCGCAGGGGAGAGGCCUUUGCAGUGUACGGUGUGUGACAAGACUUUCGAAACAAAAUUUAACUUGCGGAUGCAUCUCCGUAUCCACACCGGAGAGAGGCCUUUUGAGUGCGAAGUGUGCAAGAAAGCUUUUUCUCGUAAGGAAGACCUUGAAAAGCACCGCCGCGUCCACUCAGGGGAGAAGCCCUAUGAGUGUGCUGUCUGCAAACAGAAGUUCACCCAAAGAGCACACCUCUACACUCACAAGCGCACACACACUGGUGAAAAGCCGUUGGAGUGUGCGGUCUGCACCAAAAAGUUCAGUACAGGCAGUCUUCUUCGAGGGCAUCUGAGAACGCACACGGGAGAGAAGCCUUUCGAGUGCUAUGAGUGCAGCAAGAAGUUCAGAGACGGUAGGGACUUCAAAAGGCACCUCAAGACCCAUACCGGCGAGAAGGCCUUUGAGUGCACAGAGUGCGAGAAGAAGUUUGUUGCAGGGGGCGACCUGCGACGGCAUUUGAGGACCCAUACCGAAGAGAAGCCCUUCAAGUGUGGAGAGUGCAAGAAGGAGUUCGCUCAGAGUGCCCACCUUGAGAGGCACAGGUGGUCCAUUCAGAAAUGA